Molecule: messenger RNA, 846 nt
Organism: Sycon ciliatum
Lineage: Eukaryota; Metazoa; Porifera; Calcarea; Leucosolenida; Sycettidae
Product: E3 ubiquitin-protein ligase TRIM33-like
Exons: 2
Coding region: 1-846 (281 amino acids)
Molecular function (GO): zinc ion binding
Source: RefSeq, a predicted model, not a curated record
AUGCGGCCACCAUGUGUUUUCUGCCAAGAUGGAGACGGGAAAGCUGGAAAACUUCUCAGGUGUCUUCACAAGAUCUGCCUAGACUGUCUUCCGGACAGUGUUCAGCAAGAUGGAAAGAUACGCUGUUCCAAAUGUCGACGUUCUACGCCAUGUCCACCGCCUGGUCGCACUCACCAACAGGUGUUGGUUGAUGAUUCCAUGUUCCACACUGCUCCAGAUAGUCACGAUGGAACCAAGCAGACGAACGAGACAGACAAUGUUCUUGAAGUAUUCGCUGAUGAAAAUAUGAACCUGUCUAGCAUCCCACAACAGCCAACGAGCUCUUUUGUCGUCCGUUCCACUGUGGUGGAUGCUCAAGGUUUUCACAAGCAGAUACCUCACGGCGGGCGAGUGCACGUUUGCCCUUACCACAGCACGAUGAAGUUACGGUAUUGGUGCACUCGCUGUCGAGAGGUUUUGUGUGAACGUUGUAAGUUGCAAGUCAAGCACGCGUCACAUAUGAAUCAGAUCAAUGAAGCCACUGAAGUAGCCGCAGCGCUAAGACACAGACUUACGGAGCGCCUUCGCAAUCUUGACCCUGAUGACAAAGGAAAGGAAGUGGACGAAAGCCUGGACUACGCCGGUAAUCUAGUCACAGCAUUUGAGUGUUACUCUGCAAGCCAAGUGUCCAGUAUCAAGACAAUGAUACAUGAGCAGUGCCAGGAUCUACUUUUCAGAGUAAAGAAGCGAAAAGAGGAGCUGAUUGGCGAGGGUGAAAUACGGAAGAAGGAGUUUAUCGAACUCGUAGACCAUUGCCGGGAGACGAACAAUGUGACAGAUCCUCAGUCACUUCCUACUGCUUACUGA